GUAUCGUUGUUUUGUCGAUAGUUUAUGUUUGGUGUUUUGUGUUGUCAAUUGAAAAUCGACAUCGGAAUUCUAAUAUUCCCAUUUAUUUAUUCGAUUUGUUUGUUAAAUAGCUCCUAAAAUGUUCACACAAAAUGAAGACGAUUCUAUGGAAAUUAAUUCGAAUAGAAGAACUAAUAGUGAUCAUCCAGAUCAAUCCAGUAAUGUUACACGAAACGUUGAAACAGAAGGAGGCAUUCCAAACCCGUUGAACAAUCCAGAAAACCAGUGCCAUCAACUCAGGGAGAUUGACUGCAACCAACAAAAGUGUGAAAAUCAGAUACAUUCGCCCAACCGGUGUUGUUUCAGUCAGGAUGGUACGUGUAAGGACCCUAAUUGCAGGUCUUACUGGAAUAUCCCUCUGAGAGGGUGUUUGGAUAAGAAGGAAACCCCAAAAAUAUCUAAAGAAAAUAAGGAGACGCCAAAAAGAAGCUCUGAUGUGAAUAUAAUUUCUACUCCUAGUCCUGGGAGAAACGAAAAAAUCACUCCAACUAAACACCUACAAACUAGCUUCGAGGAAAGGAUAAAGUCUCCACCAAUACUAAAAAAUUCCAAUGAAGAAAGGCUCAUAACGCCAACUUUGAGAAAUGUUCUGGAAAAACAUCAAAAACAACGAAAAAGAGUUUCACCAAUCAAUCUUUUGAGGAGCCAAAAAACGCUGGAAAUAGACACUGUUUCAUUUUCAUCUCAGAGAAGUGUCGAUAAAUUAGGCAUUACAGAAGAGGAGAUUCUACCAGAUAACUACCUAGGGAUGAUCCCAGAAAUCAAAUCCCUAGAAAGAUAUUUACCUAGGGUAUCUUUGGUCCGUUAUAUGAAAUAUUUAGAUUGUAAUGGCGUGCAAGUGCAAGAAAUAGAUAUCGGUCAACCAUGUUUAGGUUGUGAGAGUUGCAAGGGAUAUGAGGCGCAUAGUUGGAGUAGGGAGAAGUUGGACGUCCAUUCGAGGUUACCUCUAUCCAGGCAGCUCAGCGAAGACAAAACCAAAACUCCGCCCAAAGUAUCGUUCGUAUACCAGAAAAACGAGGAAAAAAACGAAAUCAAGUCUCUAAUACCGUUCAUGCGACAAAAAAGUAAAGAUAAACUUAUCGAGGCGUCCAAGGGUAUAUUUUCCAGGCAGAAAAGUAAGGACAAGAACAAUAUCUCUCCCAAAUUGACGCCGCCAAAAGAGAAGAGCAAGAGUAUUUUCGAAUUCGCAUUCUCUAGACAAAAAACCGUACCAAAAAGCAAGAGCGAAUCAGUCGGAAACAGUCCAUCAGACUCGAAAAGUAAAACUGAGAAAAAUAAAUUCGAGAAGAAGAACAAGGUUUUUCCGGAGGUAGAGGUAGAACAGAAUGAUAGUGUACCGAAAAAAAAGUAUAUGCAGAACGGCAUCGAUAUGGACGAGUUGUGGAGAGGACUCACUAUAGAAUGCAUCAAAAUUCUUUCCUUAUACUAUAGAGUUUUUGGACAAGAAAAGAAGGAUUUUGCAAGAUAUCCGUUUCUAUUGAAAAACUGUAGGAACUGCAAAUGCCCCAGAGAUAACCAUGCCAUAUCAGAAUUUGCUGCCAGAUCUAGGAUAGGAUUUAGUUCAAGCAAUGAUACCCUUGAUCCAAGAACCAUAGGAUACACAUUUGUGCCUUCAGGACUCACUAAAGCAAACCAGGUGGCCCAAUAUUACUCGUUAUUUCCUAGUCACGAAGUGCCUAAAAUAGGUUCAGAAGGCGAAGUUAACAGAUCGAAACGCCUGGUGAAACAGCUGCCAAAGCAGGACUUAUCGUUGACAGUUUGCAAAUUCAUCGAAGGAAGCCAUAAGGGAAGUUAUCAGGACUUUAUACAGGCCCGUAACGAGAUCGCCCUAGACAUUGGCUACGUCAAACCAGCCCCUUGUUCGUCGACCUGUGAAUAUUGUGAAAAAACCAUACCCAUCGGACAGUACAGCGUUGCUGCCCUGAAAAUGGGCGAUUUAUUGUGGCAUCCGACGUGUUUCCGAUGCACGCAGUGUGAUGAUCUUCUCGUUGAUUUGGCGUACUGCGUCUAUAAGGACAAAAUCUACUGCGAAAGGCAUUAUGCGGAAUGUUUGAAACCUAGAUGCGAGGGCUGUGAUGAGUUAAUUUUUAGUGGCGAGUACACCAAGGCCAUGAACAAGGACUGGCAUGGUCAACAUUUCUGUUGCUGGCAGUGUGACGAGAGUCUCACAGGACAAAGGUACGUCCUUAGGGAUGACCAUCCCUACUGCGUAUCCUGCUAUGAGAGCGUGUUCGCAAACGCCUGCGAAAAGUGCAGCAGGACCAUUGGAAUAGAUUCCAAGGAUUUGAGCUACAAGGACAAGCAUUGGCACGAAGCAUGCUUCCUAUGCACAACGUGUGGUGAAUCCCUGGUAGAUAAGCAGUUCGGUUCAAAGGGAGAAAGGAUCUACUGUGGCCGUUGCUAUGACAAUCAAUUCGCUUCGAGGUGUGAUGGAUGCAACGAAAUCUUCAGGGCUGGUACCAAGAAAAUGGAGUACAAAACUAGGCAAUGGCACGAGAAAUGCUUCUGCUGCUGCGUGUGCAAAGUCCCCAUAGGUACCCAGAGCUUCAUACCAAGAGAGCAGGAGAUCUAUUGCGCCAAGUGUUACGAAGAAAAAUUCGCCACUAGGUGCAUCAAGUGUAACAAGGUAAUCACUAGCGGCGGUGUGACAUACAAGAACGAGCCUUGGCACAGGGAGUGCUUCACUUGCACCAACUGCUCCAAGAGCUUGGCAGGGGAGCGUUUCACCAGUCGCGAAGACAAACCCUAUUGCGCGGAGUGUUUCGGGGAGCUAUUCGCCAAGAGAUGUUUCGCUUGCAACAAACCGAUCACUGGCAUUGGCGGCACCAAAUUCAUCUCCUUCGAAGAUAGACAUUGGCACAAUGACUGUUUCUUCUGCGCCAUGUGCCGUACUAGCUUAGUAGGCCGUGGAUUCAUCACCGACCAAGACGACAUCAUCUGCCCAGAGUGCGCCAAACAGAAAUUACUAUAAGUCCGACCAACGUAGAGCAGCUGAAAAUAAGUAGCCUUCAAAUGGAAACCUCGAUGAACUGAUUCAUAUCCAGACAAUAAAAAUCCAACUUUUAAAUUAGUUUCCAAAGACAAAGAGGGUUAUUCACUUAUUCGACAUUAUUACCUUGCAGGUCUUCACCAAUGUGAUUAAUGUUGUUUUGCUAUACGAACACAGAAAUACACUUGACACUAACCUCACACGACACACAUGAAAAAAGAAACAAAAUAUCAAAAAAAAAAACAAUAAACAUCAAAAUUUUCACUGCAUAUCGUUUUAUGUGAUGGAAAUUUUGAUGUGAUAUUUAUUAUUUGUGUAAUAUAGAGCAAGUAGGUCAUAAAUAUUUUAUUUUUAUCUAUAUUAUUCAAGAAUGCCUUCGAAUUAGAUAUACAAGCGCCUUUUAUAUAACUUAGAAUAUAUUUGAUUCAGAAUAGAUCAGCUAAGAAUGUAAUAUGAUAUCAAAUAAGUUGACACACUUAAUAACGCCUCGUGUGUUGAUUUUUAUUAACAAAAACUUAGGAAAAUACUUCUAUAUGUAUAAAUGGACGAAAAACUUGUUUCAAAUGAAAAAAAUCUAUUUAAACCCACUAAAAAAAUAGUGUGUUAAAUUAAAAAUAGAUUACACAUUCUAAAAUUGUUGCCUUACAUAUAUUUGCUACUAAAUGAUUUCAUAUUAUAUUGUUGUUCUUUGAGUUUUAAUAAUUUUAAGCCUGUGGUUUUCGACUAUUUUAAUAGAGUUGUAGAUAAGCUUGACAGCAUUUAUAUGAGCCAAUUUGGUGCUAUGAAGUGUAGUUAGAAUUUUAUUGAAUAUUUAAUCAUGUUAUAUGAAUAUACUAUUAUAAUGAACGGCUUGUGACACUGUUUUUAAUGUUAUUUCUUUUAUUCAGACCUUAUUUAACAAUGCAUGAGAAUAACCGUAUGAAAGAGUCAUUUCCAGAAAUAUUUUCGUGUAUUUUCGGACUGUUUAACCGAUUGUUAUUGCUUCUUAAAGAUGACAAGGCUCUGCUUCAUGAAACUAUUAUACGAUAUUAUUUAAUACAGAUGUCUGAUAAUAAAAUUUUUGUUUUUCA
Coccinella septempunctata (seven-spotted ladybird) is the source of this 4098-nucleotide messenger RNA. RefSeq names its product four and a half LIM domains protein 2 (gene Lmpt). Gene Ontology annotation, cellular component: Z disc; nucleus. The coding region runs from base 119 to 3010 and encodes 963 amino acids. NCBI's taxonomy places the organism in Eukaryota, Metazoa, Arthropoda, Insecta, Coleoptera, Coccinellidae. The transcript is spliced from 12 exons. Gene Ontology annotation, molecular function: zinc ion binding; transcription coregulator activity. The record is from RefSeq and is a predicted model, not a curated record.